Perognathus longimembris pacificus (Pacific pocket mouse) is the source of this 2173-nucleotide messenger RNA. It is a transcript of the gene Prr35, whose product is annotated as proline rich 35. The transcript is spliced from 3 exons. Bases 288 to 1988 code for a protein of 566 amino acids. The record is from RefSeq and is a predicted model, not a curated record. NCBI's taxonomy places the organism in Eukaryota, Metazoa, Chordata, Mammalia, Rodentia, Heteromyidae.
AGGUCGCGGCGCCCCAGAGCCCGGAGCCCGCGCCGUGGCGCACGCGCGCCUCGCCGUCGACUUCGGUGGGCGCCCGCGAGUCGGCGUCGGGGAACGCGGGCGGCGGCUGGGAGAGGGGCCGCGCGCGCCACCGGUCCCGCGCGCCGCGUCCCCGACUCAGUUUCCCUGGUGGGCUCGGCAGGAAGUUCGCCCCUCCGCGCAGUCGGGCGCAGAUUUGGCGGGCGCCGCGGGCUCGGCUCGGCAGACGCGGUGGUCAUGGUGCCUGAGCCUGCCUGCUAGCAGCUGCCAUGUCUCGAGAGGCAGGCUCCUGCCGUCUGGGUGCCGGGAUGAGGGUGCGUUCCCGAAAGCCCAAGAAGCCGCACUACAUCCCGCGGCCUUGGGGCAAGCCCUACAACUACAAGUGCUUCCAGUGCCCCUUCACAUGCCUGGAGAAGUCUCACCUCUACAACCAUAUGAAGUAUAGCCUCUGCAAGGACUCUCUCUCCCUGCUGCUGGACUCCCCGGACUGGGCAUGCCGCCGGGCACCUCCCUCACCCAGGCCCCGGGCACCCACUCCUGAGGGCCCCAGGGGUCUCCCAGAUCCAGACAGCCAGCCUACUGUGUCCAGCCUUGUGGCUACUGACAACUUCCCCCAGCGCCACUGUGGUGGGGACCCCAAGGCUGGGGCUGAGGGGCCCGCAGAGUCACUGCCCCCUCUGGCUAGGCAUGUCCGGAAGGGUCCAGGCCUUGGUAGUGGGCUCCUGGCAGAGUCAUGGAAGCCAGACCUGGGUGGCAGCCUGAGGAGCUCAGCUUCAGGGGCCAUGACUUCGGCAGGACCGGAGAGCUGUGUCCCCUGCUACCCGCCCCCUGGCCUCAGAGAGUGCCCUGAGGCCCAGAGCCUCCACUUGUCCCUGCUGGGCAUCAACUAUCCCUUCAGCCCCAGCCUCUUCUCCUACCUGGGGCCCUCCCUAGCUACUGCUGCUCACAUGCCAUUCCUAGCCUCAGCCAGCUCCCUGCUGCCUCCCACUGCAGCCUUCCCAGCCCCACAGACACCUGAGCGCCCAGCCCUUGCCCCUCACCUGUUCUACCCCCUGCUGCUGGAGCACAGCCUGGGGAUGCCUGCAGGCAGGGCUGCCACUUCCAAGCCCUCUGCAUCCCCUAAGGGGCUCCCCAGAAUGCUGGGUCCCAGGCCACUGAAGGUGCCUGUUCCCACGCUGGGGAGGUUCUGGCCCCAUGACAGUCCUAGGGGCCCAGUGCAGGAAGGAGGACUGGAACCACCUGCUCCAAGAGACCCCCAAAGGAAACUGGCCCCAGGAAGCAGGCCAGAGUACCCCAAGACCUCCAGCCUGGCAAAGUUCGGGUGCCAGAGCAGCCGUCCAGCUGGUUCUUCCCUGACGCUCUGGCCUGAGGACGAGGAGACAGAUGACCUGGAGGUCCCAGGUUCUCAGGUCCUCCUCCCUCAGCAGCCCCAUGGCCCUGUGCUGGGAAGUCCAGGGCCUGUGAGUGAAGACCUGACCCAGGCCCUGGGCGACUAUGCCAGAGUGGAGCAGUGCAUGGGGCAGCUGACUCCAGCGGGAGUCUUGGCCCCCUGGCCUCUUCGGGAGCAUCUGGGCAAGAUCCGCCGUGAGCUGCUCACCAUCCAUCAGGUGCUGGAGCAGGCUGCUCGGCCUCCAGAUACGCCCCUCGACCUCUCUGUGAAGCGGGUGCCCACCAAAGAACUAGAGACAUCUAUGGGCUGGGGACUACCUGAGCCUGGUCCUGUGUUGGUCCGGGGGACCCCAGAACCCCCCAGCAUGCUGGGCCCCACAGCCACUGAGCCUUUCUCUGGCCAUACCACCAAGUGUGAAGCUGAUUCCAGCGUCCCACCCCCUGGCCUCCUUCUUCAGGCCCCUGAGGACACUGCUGUUCCUGGCAGUGGCUGGGGCACCCGCCUCAGGGCUGGGGCCUCCCAGACUCAUCAAGAUGCCCCUGGUGUGCAGAGGCCCCCAGUUGCUGAUGCCUGCCUGUAGCCCCCUUAGCUCACUGUUCUUGUUCCUUGUCCUGGGCCACAUGUCCCAGGUCUAUCCGGUCUCUGUGUGCAUGUGGAUGGCUCCCUUAACCUGUGCAGAGCCUUUUGCCUCUGGAUCACAGGAAUAGUGAAGUCACAAUUAUUUAUUGAUCACAGUUGUGGACAUUAAAAUACAAGCUACCUUCA